ACGACAACACCUAGCCAAGGUACAGCAUAAAUUUAGCCACGCCCACCCAGCUCUGACCAGCCCAGCAGGAACACCCGCGCCUACAAGCGCACAUACACGUACACACGCGCGUGCACCCGCACACACACAUACACAUACGCGUACACACGCGCCUGCCACUCAGGCGCCGCGCGUCAGGGAGUCCCCGGCGCCGCCCCUCCGUGGCCCCCACUGGCGGCGACGAGCGGCCCUGCUACUCUAGGACCUCCGUCAGGGGUCAGGCCGCAACGUAACGUUAGGCGCGGAACGCUCGGGGCAAAAGAGCACAGGUCUGCUCAUCCCCCACCCCAGCCGUUCACGCCUCAAGCGGUCUUUGCACCGGUGCGAAACGCCCAGAACUUUGUCCCCACAGGGUCAGACACCGCCCGCCCCACUUCAUGUUCAGCCCCAGAUCGGAGAACUUCGGACACCGACUCCGCGGAAGCCCAGGAGCUACACAGAACGGCGCCCAGGAGAGACGAAAAGAGGAAACACCGCGAAUCCCAACCACAAGCUCUUGUUUUCCCGGUGUUCGAAGGCGGGGAGAGGAGAGGAUGAGCCGGCCUCCAUGCUGUGCAUACUGGGACGAGUAGUUCCUGGCGCAGGGCUGGGUAAGAGCUCGGGCUGAGUGUGCAGCGGAGAACUACAAGUCCCGUGGUACCUCGCGGCAAAGGGAGAGGGGCCGGGUGGGAGGGGGCGCGCCGCGCUUGCGCAAAUCUGGGGGCCCGAGGGAGGCGGCGGCGCCGUGGUCCAACUGCUGAAGUCCCCAUGUGACAGAGCGCAGUUUCCCCCUUCCAAGCGCUGGUCGGCUCUGCUUCCCGGCUGCUAGCUCUGAACGCUGUUUCUGAACAAGGGGCGCCUAAGGGGUUCGGCAGGGGCGGGCGGCGGGGCGAGCGGGGCCAUGAACGGCUUCACGCCGGAGGAGAUGAGCCGCGGCGGGGACGCGGCCGCUGCUGUGGCCGCCGUGGUUGCCGCGGCUGCCGCUGCGGCUGCCGCCUCCGCCUCAACUGGGAACGGGAGCGGCGCGGGCUCCGGGGCAGAGGUGCCGGGCGCCGGCGCAGUGCCGGCAGCGGGGCCCCCGGGGGCGGCCGGGCCGGGCGCGGGACAGUUGUGCUGUCUGCGGGAGGACGGUGAGCGCUGCGGCCGCGCGGCGGGCAACGCCAGCUUCAGCAAGAGGAUCCAGAAGAGCAUCUCCCAGAAGAAGGUGAAGAUCGAGCUGGACAAGAGUGCAAGGCAUCUUUACAUAUGUGAUUAUCAUAAAAACUUAAUUCAGAGCGUUCGAAACAGAAGAAAGAGAAAAGGAAGUGAUGAUGAUGGAGGUGAUUCACCUGUUCAAGAUAUUGAUACUCCAGAGGUUGAUUUAUACCAAUUACAAGUAAAUACACUUAGGAGGUACAAAAGACACUUCAAGCUACCAACCAGACCAGGACUUAAUAAAGCACAACUUGUUGAGUUGGUUGUCACUUUAGGUCUAUUCCAGUGAAUGAAAAGGACACCUUAACAUAUUUCAUCUACUCAGUGAAGAGUGACAAGAACAAGUCAGAUCUCAAGGUUGAUAGUGGCGUUCACUAGGAGGGCUGAGUGGAGACUCAGAUUUUGAUGUUAAUCCUGGUUACUGUUUUUCACAUGUAGAAAUGUUCCUUGUGUAUUUUUUCUACAGAGGGUUUUCUCUGGUUUUAUUUUCUUUGUUUCUGAUUAGUUGGAAACUCAUAGAAAAUGAGCUUUCCCAGAUUAAACUAUUUUAAAUAAAGGGUUAUUACUAUUA
This is a messenger RNA of Nycticebus coucang (slow loris), 1783 nucleotides long. RefSeq names its product Sin3A associated protein 30 (gene SAP30). Lineage: Eukaryota; Metazoa; Chordata; Mammalia; Primates; Lorisidae. Gene Ontology annotation, cellular component: histone deacetylase complex. Gene Ontology annotation, biological process: regulation of DNA-templated transcription. Gene Ontology annotation, molecular function: protein binding; transcription coregulator activity. The record is from RefSeq and is a predicted model, not a curated record. The transcript has 4 exons. Bases 920 to 1501 code for a protein of 193 amino acids.